Messenger RNA from Peniophora sp. CBMAI 1063, 1068 nucleotides. Lineage: Eukaryota; Fungi; Basidiomycota; Agaricomycetes; Russulales; Peniophoraceae. The record is from the annotation of a GenBank genome assembly.
AUGAGCGAAGUCCUGGUCGAUUCUGGACAAGGCGAAGUGAUACCUUCCGACCUGACGCCGCAGGAAAUCCUCCAGGCUGUCAUUGCGGGGAUCGAGAGCAUCGCCAUCUCGCGGUAUAUGCUCGUUGCGGCUGUGGUGCUCGCCUUCUACGAUUGGUUGCUCAAUCUGGGUUUUGAAGUCCAGUUGAUCCACCGCUCGCGCUGGACGCUCGUCAAGGUUGCCUAUCUAUUCAGUCGGUAUUACACGCUCUUCGUUCUUUCGCCAUACCUACUGUGGGCCAUUGUGCGCGACCAUCAUCUGGCGACCUGCCAGAAGAACGUCCGUGCAACCUAUAUAAUCAUACUGCCUUCGAUCGUCUCGGCGCAGUUAAUUCUCAUGCUGAGGACGUACGCAUUUGCGGGCCAGCGUCGUGGCGUACUCUGGACUCUUGCCGUCUCUCUUUCGGGAGUGAUCGUUGGCUAUCUGGUAAUCGUAUUGAAGUACAUAGAACUGGUCACAGUCAUAUUUGACCUUUUGGGAGGGAAGUCCGGCUGCUUCGCCUCGACAAACCUUGAACAACACUUCUCCUUCGAUAUGGCACUUAUCUUCGUCCUGAUAUUCUGCUUCGAUGCACUCAAUAUUGCCAUCAUCGUCGGACACGUCGUCAAAGACCGCAACAUGCGUGGCGACCUGUAUCAAACGGUCCUGAAGCACGGCUUCUUCUACUAUCUUGCAACCUGUACUGUAAACAUCUUGAACACAGGCAUGUACUUUGCACCUGAGCGUACCACAAACGGGAUCGCAGCUUGGUUCGCUUGGAUACUUCCUAGCAUACUCUCCUGCAGCCUCGUUCUCGCCCUGCGGCAUGUCUCAUCCCCGACGCAGACUGAGUUCAUGCGCCGAGUUGACGCCGCCGUCGACGAUGCACUCGAGAUGGUCGGCCACGCGCCAACCGUACCUCAGCGGAGUUUGGACGUACAUGGAGGAGAGUUUGAGAGUGAGGUUGAGGAGGGUGGCGAGCCUAGUAGUCCAGAUCCGCGUACUCCGCUCAAACGUGGAAGUAUGGAUGGACGAAUACAAGACGUUUAA